Malaclemys terrapin pileata is the source of this 1347-nucleotide messenger RNA. Its product is annotated as cell death activator CIDE-B-like. Gene Ontology annotation, biological process: apoptotic process; regulation of apoptotic process. The coding region runs from base 23 to 454 and encodes 143 amino acids. The record is from RefSeq and is a predicted model, not a curated record. The transcript has 4 exons. Lineage: Eukaryota; Metazoa; Chordata; Testudines; Emydidae.
CCCCCACAACCACGCUAACACCAUGGACUAUGUCAGUGCCCUGGCCCCUGCCUCCCUGCUGCAGUCGGUGUCCAGCGCUGGCUCGGAGCUGACUCGUCGGGUCUGGGCCCCCCGUGCUCCCCCCCAGCGCCCCUUCCGCGUCUGCAGCCACCAGCGCGGGGGCCGCACGGGGCUGAUGGCCGGGACCCUGCAGGAGCUGCUGGCCAAGGCGAUGGAGGCGCUGCUGGUGGCGGGGCUGGCAAGGCUGGUGCUGGAGGAGGACGGGACGGCGGUGGAGAGCGAGGCCUUUUUCCAGAUGCUGCCCCCCGACACGGCCCUGAUUCUGCUGGGCCCUGGGCAGAGCUGGAGCCCCCCGCGGGUGGACUGCACAACAAUGGGUAUGUCCCACCUUACCACAAUUAGAAGAGCCCUGCUCCUUACAACAGAAAAGCUUGGCAACUUGUUACUGGGAUGAACUAAAUAACGGUCCCACAAAAGUGUAUUUCGAUAGAAAAAGUUGUUCCUGUGCCAUUGGAUUAGAGAGGCUUGUAUGGUAAGACAAAUACAUCUCAGAACCGCCUGUAAAACAGUGUAUGUGUAAUAUCACUAUGUUAAAAACUCCCACCCUAACCGAUUACUGCCCAACUCACGAAGAUAAAGGAACUAACACGCUGGAUACCAGUAAUAUUCUAAACUUUAACUUCACUUUGGGAGUUGAUUGGACAAAUCUGUACAAACUAAUACAGGAAAAUAAACAAAUUAGCCAACUGAUUGAAGCCACACGGACCCAGGUUCAAACACGCAGUUUGGCUAUUUUACAUCAGGGAUCUGAAAUAUUAAGAGUAUCUGCACAAGCGGAGCAAAUCAUGACGCACCCUUGGUAUGAUAUUUUAAAGGGCUGGUCCCCCUCCUGGUCUUCAACUUUAAUAAUUCUGUUACAUCCAAUUGUUGUUUUCUUUAUUCUGAUAAGCUUAACGUUAAUCAUAAUGUGUGGGAUGUGCUGCUGGAUGAAAAGACUGUACUUUAAGCUAAAACCACAAGCUCACAUUGCUUCCCAAUAUAUAGCCUUAAAACAAUUGCAUAAAGUGUGACCCAUUCAGUGCCCCUGGAUUGAAGGGUCAAAAGGGGGACGAUGUAGAACCAAAGUGAAUGAAAUUGUUUUUAGUUAUUCACUGUACCAUUGUAACGUCUGUUCACCAUUUCAUUACACUUGCCAUUUUGCCCACAUUGUAACUUUCAUUACACUUGCCAUUUUGCCUACAUUGUAACUUCUGUGCCAUAUUGUAAUUCAAACCCCAUUUUAAAACUCUUACUCCAUUUUGUAAGGGCUUGCUGCAACCUUCCUUUUUGCAAACCCUGCUGUAAUUU